Molecule: messenger RNA, 1560 nt
Organism: Rhipicephalus microplus (southern cattle tick)
Lineage: Eukaryota; Metazoa; Arthropoda; Arachnida; Ixodida; Ixodidae
Product: putative ATP-dependent RNA helicase DDX5
Molecular function (GO): ATP binding; nucleic acid binding
Source: RefSeq, a predicted model, not a curated record
AUGUUCGGGGGCUUUGGAGCAAAUGUCAAUGGACCCAACGAAGGGCCCCCAGAUGCAGUCUUCCCGUUCGGCCGCGGACAGUUCGUCAUCUUCGAACAAGUACCGAUGGGCAGAGGCCGCGGCCUUCCUCUGCAGCCGCCAGUAAGCGGAGACAAUCACACGGCGUUGUUUACCGUUCGAAACAGGUCAGCCUACGUUGCGGCAAAAAGCCAGGUGGGACGCAGCCUGCGCCCACCCAAUUGGAAAGGCAUUCGGGUGCCGACUUACCAGAAAAAUUUCUACCGUGAACACAUUAGGACAGCGUGGAGAGCUCCCGAAGAAGUGGAGGCCUAUCGUAACGCCAACGAGAUUAUCGUCACGGGACGCGGUGCUCUCAAGCCAGUCUUGCACGUGGAUGAAGCCGGACUCCCAGAAUCUGUAACGAAGGCAGUCGAGAAACUCAACACUGAUCCGCCACCGACCGCAUUGCAAGCCGAGUGCUGGCCCGUAGCACUCAGUGGCAGGGACCUGGUGGCCUUCGACGCCACAGCCUCGAAAGGGAAGUUUCUGGCCUACCUUGUCCCAGCCCUCGUCCACGUACAACAUCAGCCAGCCGGGCAGGUUGGUGGCGGACCUAUGGUGCUCGUGCUGACAGCGACGAGGGAGAUCGCCGAGCAAGUUUUCGCCGAUGCUCGCAAGCUUACCGAGGGAUCCAAGAUUCGAACCGUGUGUCUCGUUUCGGGAAACCCGAAGCAGCCGCAGGUAAAACAGCUGCAGGAAGGUGCUGAUAUCUGUAUUGCAACUCCUGGCCGUCUUACGGUCCUCAUGGACGAGCACAGGGUCAACCUGAGUCGUUGUACGCUCUUGGUUUUAGACGAAGCGAACCGCAUGCUUGCUGUUGGCCUAGGGAAGAAUCUUCGCACAAUUGUGGACAACAUCCGACCGGACCGCCAGACCCUCGUCAUGCUGGCGUGCGUAACGAGAGAGUCGCGGGAGCUUGCUGAAGAGUUGACAAAGGAUUGCAUCGACGUGAGCAUCGGGGCGGCGACCCUGUCGCAUAACGACCACCGCGUAGAACAUGUAGUCUUCGUUUGUGAAGAAGCCGAGAAGGAGGACAAGCUCUUCGCCCUGUUGAACGACAUCCUCAACGACGAGAGGGGCAGGGUCGUCGUAUUCGCCGAGACGAAGCAGACAGUAGAAUAUUUGGCGGUAACCUUGUGCAAUCUGGGCUGCCCGACCAUCGGCGUCCACGGGAAGAAGUCGAAGAAAGAACACAAAAGGGCUUUGGACACCUUCCAUUUGGGCAGAACUGCCGUCCUGGUGGCGACCGACAUGGUAGCGAGGGCGAUGGAGCUUCAGAACGUUAGCUGCGUCGUCAGCUACGAUUACCCGAGCAAUUCGGGUGAAUACCUGCGUCGCUUCAGGCAUGCGGCUCGGCCCGACGGCACGGGCAAGAAGUACACGUUCUUGGCGCCGAACGAAGGCGUACACGCCAGGGAGAUGAUGUGUUUCCUCCGACAAAACAAACAGCCUAUUCCACCGCAGCUACUUGUGGUCGCGAAUAAGGUGGCACGAAAAUAG